UCUCCAAUGAGAAGAUUGCUGAAGGCACUGUGAAUCAUGGGAUUCCGUACAUUAUACAGGUGCAUCUGCCAGUUUUUCCUCACCAUGCAGAUUGUCUGGGGUUUGGACACGGUGAAGAUCCUGAACCCUCCAGAGGAAGCUCUCCCGGAUCAUCUCCUGAGAAUUCUCUACUCUUGUGAUGGAGCAGCCACAGUACAGCUCGAAUGCGUUGUAUCGUUUGAAACUGGAACCAUCUCCACAAUCCUUCUCAGACAGUGGAGUUGUGUCCCCAGAGACCCUUUAAUAAAGACUGUGAAGCUGAAUCUGCCAGACUGGUUGGUUUAUCAGUCAGACGGGAUUGUUCCAGACUCUCUCCGGGUGCUGACUUGUUUUCUUCGAGCCUCGGUGAGAUACGGUGGUUCUGAUGAUACUAAAAGGUCCACUGGUUCUCAGGAUGUGGCAUCUUUGCAGCCUAAGCCCUUCUUUAGUCGGCCUUUCAAGCAGCAUCAGCUCUGCACUGCCUGGAGCAAAAAGAUGGUACACUUAAGGCAGAGUUUUCUACAGAAACAAUGCCCUUUAGAGCAAGAAACCAUCCAUUUCCUGUCUGCAAUCUAUGCAUCAACUGGAGAAAAUUUCGGAAUAACAAAGACCCUGGACCCACACAGGAAUGAGCUGCUGGAGCACUUCCGGCUUAAAGCUGUUUCUUUUCCCUGGUGUGCAUUUUCCAUGUGGAUAUUUGUGACCAGGCACUGUCAGGACAGAUUGUGCGGUGUGUUUCAUCACAUUGAUUCCCAUAACAAUUAUGCCACACCAGCACUUUUCCUCAAAAGAUCAGGCCAGCUACACAUUCAAAUAAGUGGAGUUUCUGAGGAAUCUUCAGCAUUUCUUCCAUCAUUCACCAUGCCUUUAAAAAAGUGGUGCCAACUCAGUUUGGCUUUGCACGGAAGAACCGUCACCGUCUCCUUGGUGGUCACGGAUAACGAGGAAAGAACGGUGAAAACCUCACAACAUGUGUUGAAUCAUACACCCAUGCUUGAUGACACAGAAGGGUAUUUCGUGAUUGGUGGAGGGAAAUACAUCCGAGGUGUGGAGGGUUAUUUUGGACCAGUGGUGUACUACCGCAACAGAGUGCCCUAUAGCAUGUCUGAAGUUGUUAUUCCAGAUGUCAUAAAAAACACAAACCUGACUGGUUGGCUGCAGAGCUGCGAAGAAUUUAUUUUUGACAUCACGGUCAAGAUCAGCGGUUUCACGCUCAAAGCCAAACCCGAGAAAAAAGAGUCUUGCUUUGACGUGUUCCAUGAGUGGAUUGCAAUGGAGAGACAUCCACCAAAUUCGCAGUGUGAGCUUUGGGAGGAGGCAGCUCCCCGCAGAAGACUGGCUGUCCAACUAGCCAAGUUACUGGUGUUUAAAUAUGGAGGAGCAGCAGUGAGCCCGUCAGCCGUGGGGAGAGCUCUGUACGCCUUAUCAGUUCAUAAGAUGGCUAAAACGAGUAGCAGUGCAGUGGUCAGCAAAAUAUUACCUCUGUUGCUCCAAGCUGGCUGUCUCGCUGAUAAGCGCGCUCUGCACAUGUCAUCUGUGCUCUACAGCACUGGCCUGGGAGUCCAGAAAUACCCCAUAAAGGCUUGGCUCCUUGCCCUGCUGGCUGCUCAAAGGGAUGAUCGGCUGGCACUUUUGCAUCUUGGGCACAUACACCAGCAGGGGCUACAUGGUUUUCCCAGAGACCCAGAUCUGGCCUAUGCCUAUUAUGCAAACAUUGCGAAACAGACAACGUUGGACCGCCAUAAUCCCACACCACAGCAGACAUUUGUAGAAGUUGUGUAUUUGAACAACGAUGAGGCUUUGAACCUUCAGACCAAUGAGGACCAUCACAUCUUUCAGUGGCUGAAACUACAGGCCCGCAGAGGGGCAGCUGAGGCUGAGCAAGCUCUUGCCCGCAUGCUGUUCUGGGGUCAGCAAGGAUUGUCCCCAAACAUUCAGGAGGCAGUGAAGCACUACAGAAGGGGGGCUGUCCAGCUGGAGGAUCCAGUGUCAAUGUAUGACUAUGGCAUAGUACUGCUGCUGGGCCAUGGGGUUCAAAAGGAUGUUCCCAAAGGGGUCACAUUCCUCAAAAAAGCAAUGGAACAGGGUUUGGUGCCUGCAAUCAACGCCCUGGCCUGGUACUACGAGCAGUUUGAAAAGGACUACGAGCAGGCGGUGCAGCUGUGGGAAAAGGCUGACUUCCUCGGUUCUCCAGAUGCGCCUUUAAACCUCGGCGUAUUGCACUCGCAAGGCCUGUAUCCAGGAAAGCCUGCCAACCAGUAUACGGCCUACAAGUACUACCUGAAGUCUGCGGAGAGAGGACACAUGCGGGGAGCGGUGUUCCUCGCUGACAUCUGGGCUACAGGGAUACCCGGUCAUGUUGAGAGACGCCCAUCAGACGCCGUUUUGUGGGUUAAGUGGACAGCAGAGCAGAACGGAUAUUUGGGCAGCCUCCUACGGAAAGCGCUGGAUUCGUAUCUCAAAAAUGACUUGUUCCUAUCUCUGUUAUUUUAUAUGAUGGCAGCUGAAUCGGGGUAUGCUCCUGCACAGUUCAAUGCGGCAUAUCUUUGUGAACAAAACGUGGCCGGUUUUCUGGAAGCAGCUUACGCAACACACUGCAUGUGGAGAUAUUACAACCUCACAAUCCAGAGUCAGAAUCCGGAAACGUACGCCUUGAUUAGGAUGGGCGACCUGUUGUAUGAGGGGUUGGACGGCAGGCCGAAAGACUUCUUUUCUGCGGCUCAGAUGUAUUCACUUGCUGCAUUAAGCAACAACCCGCAGGGAUGGUACAACCUUGGUUUGCUUGUUGAGGAAGGUUACAGACUGCCGCUUUCCAUACUGAUCGAGCUUGGCCUGUCUGAGAUGUACAUUGCAGACAAGAAUUUGCUUCUAAGUGCUCUGUACAAAAGAUGCAGAGACUCGGACGACACAGAUUCAUAUGUGCCCUGCAGCCUUGCUCUCUUCGUUGUGUUUUUACAAUCAUUUGAAAAGUGCUACAUCACUGCCGUCAUAAAGGUCUCCACUGCUGUUGCUGUUGUUGCUACUCCAACAGUGUUUGUAAUUGUCCUUGGCGUGCUCAGGAGACGCAUGUACGGCCAAGACUCUUGACCCAAAUCUGUGAGAAAGAACAAAAAGCAAGUGAAUUAUUUCAUGUAACAUCUCAGUUCAAACGCCGAUCACCCCAGAGUCAAUAUGAAUUAGAAAACUGAAUAUUCUAAAGAGUUCCUAUUGUUUAUAAUGUUUUGAAUUAAUUAUAUUAAGUCACUUGUUUAAGUAAUGUGAAAAUGUAGGUUUUAAACAGUAAAGAAAAAGAAAGGUCUACUCAUGUUGUGUAAGGUUGGAUCCGCGGCAGUAGUGUGAAGGGUCAGCAGGUGUUUUCCUUCAGGGACUUCAGCUGCUACGUCUGAAUUUUGCUCAAGUAUUUCGUGCUGUUCUUAGAUCACAGGACUUGAUGCUCCUGUUACAACCACGACUUGUUAAUACCAUCGGCUACUUGUUUUUCCCUUUAGUCUUUGCACCUUUUCUCAGUCUUGCACAAGAUGGCGAUAAUAUUCUUCUAUUUGUGUGUUUUUAAUUUUUUUAAAUAAAUUCUUUCGUUUUCUUUUGCUUUCCUGUAUUGACACAUGGUAAUGUGUUGUUAAAUAAAC
Fundulus heteroclitus (mummichog) is the source of this 3644-nucleotide messenger RNA. RefSeq names its product protein sel-1 homolog 3. Gene Ontology annotation, molecular function: protein binding. Bases 37 to 3105 code for a protein of 1022 amino acids. The record is from RefSeq and is a predicted model, not a curated record. The transcript has 23 exons. Lineage: Eukaryota; Metazoa; Chordata; Actinopteri; Cyprinodontiformes; Fundulidae.